AUGAAAGAUUUAACUGAAAUGCCAAAGUGUCCCUCUUGUAAUAAGGUUUUUGAGGACUGGCAGGCAUUGGGUAAUCAUAUGAAAAAACAUUUCAAUGACAGUGAUGAAGACAUACCUUUACUAAAUCAGCUGAUUCACAGAAUUUCUCAAAAUCUGGUGAAUUGUAAAAGGGUACACUUUGAACAAGACUCAUAUAAUAGUCAGAAGAGAGUUACCUUUGAUGCAGAUGAAUCUGUCGAAAAAUCAGACUUUGAUAUACCAUUUCCUAGUUACUUAAAUAUGACAGACGUUAAUACUAACGAAUGUGUUGAAUAUAAUGAUUUAUUCGCUGGAAUGCUGACUGAUGCUAGAGAUAUAUACCAAGAAUUUCUGAAAGAAUACAUGAAAUUUAUGCAUAUGAUAACACGAUUUCAUAUAUAA
This is a messenger RNA of Funneliformis caledonium, 420 nucleotides long. NCBI's taxonomy places the organism in Eukaryota, Fungi, Glomeromycota, Glomeromycetes, Glomerales, Glomeraceae. The record is from the annotation of a GenBank genome assembly.